This is a messenger RNA of Telopea speciosissima, 1126 nucleotides long. RefSeq lists its product as uncharacterized. The transcript has 2 exons. The record is from RefSeq and is a predicted model, not a curated record. The coding region runs from base 500 to 1126 and encodes 208 amino acids. NCBI's taxonomy places the organism in Eukaryota, Viridiplantae, Streptophyta, Magnoliopsida, Proteales, Proteaceae.
UAUUAAUAUAUAUCUCUUUGAUGGAUUCGAAAGUUUAGUUCUCUUCCCUGUACUACUCAUUUUUCUUUACUUUGUAAACAACUAAACAUGGAAGAUGCAUAGAAUUUCAUAUGAAGGUCAUUCACAAUCAUUUAAUUGAAAAUAAUCCGUUUUAAUCAUCCACAAGCAAUAUUUAAUGUUUGAAACAAUCCCAAAUAAUAGUCACAAGUGGUUCGCAUCAUAUGCAUAUUACAAAAGAAUAAUUGAUGCGGCAAUAAAUUAAGUGACAAAUUAUCUACCAAUACCACUUCUUGGGUUUGAACUAGAAUACAUACAUUUAUCAAAACCAAUUGGCCCAUUGUUUUGCAUGGUGGUUUUAUUCCUCAUUUGGCUGUUAUAUGUAAAAAUGCCUUCCCCACACUUUACCUCAAAGCACAUUGGUUCACAGCGUUUAAGCAUUGUUUUGAGUAUCUCAAUCCCAUUGCUUUGUGAUUGCUUUGUGUUUAUUUUUUAAUAGGAAAUGAGUUGGUCGUCGAGUGAUAAUUUUUUUGUGAGCUCAAAGUUAGAGGUCUUCUCGGUAGACCUCUUUUGCGAACCAUUGGAAUUGACACAAAGCAAAAAUGUCAUCUAUGACGGGCCGAAGGGUAAUGAUUUCAAGAGAUUCUUGCGUUCUAAGAACUUUCGAGUAAACCGUCAGGGAAAGGCUAUUUUACGUAUCCAAAAGCGCGACGACGAUGGUGAAUUCCUUGAAUAUAAGUAUGAUACCUUUGUUCUAGAAACGGUGGUACCGUUGGGCCCUUUCGGUUUCCAGAAUGUACCGUUGCCAAAGCGGCAAGCGGUGAAUGAAUUGCAAAGCCUCCUGGAUCAUACCAAGGCAGAAUUGGCGAAGAAGAAUAAUGAGCUUAAUGAAUCGCAAAGCCUCCUGGAAAAUACCAAGGCAGAAUUGGCGAAGAAGAAUGAUGAGCUUAAUGAAUCGCAAAGCCUCCUAGACAAUACCAACGCUGAAUUGGCGAAGAAGGAUGAUGAGCUAAAUGAAUCGCAACGCCUCCUUGACAAUACCAAGGCCGAAUUUGUGAAGAAGAACAAUGAGCUUAAUGAAUUAAAGAAGCAAAGGAUUGAUCGGGACUGGAAUUCGAACAGUUCCUGA